Messenger RNA from Pezoporus occidentalis (night parrot), 1955 nucleotides. RefSeq names its product mitochondrial trans-2-enoyl-CoA reductase (gene MECR). Bases 101 to 1210 code for a protein of 369 amino acids. The record is from RefSeq and is a predicted model, not a curated record. Gene Ontology annotation, biological process: fatty acid metabolic process. Lineage: Eukaryota; Metazoa; Chordata; Aves; Psittaciformes; Psittacidae. The transcript has 10 exons. Gene Ontology annotation, molecular function: trans-2-enoyl-CoA reductase (NADPH) activity. Gene Ontology annotation, cellular component: mitochondrion.
CUGAGCCGAGCCGAGCUGAGCCGGGCCGAGCCGAGCCGAGCCGAACCCAGCCGAGCCGAGCCCAGCCGGGCAGAGCCGAACCCAGCCGAGCCGAGCCGAAAUGCAGCGUGCGGCAGCGCGGGUGCUGCGGGGGGCCCGGGGUCUGCUCUAUGAGCGACACGGGGAGCCCGCUGCCGUGGUGCAACUGAAGGACAUCGAAGUGGCCAAGCUGGGGGACACCGAUGUCCACGUCAAGAUGUUGGCAGCUCCCAUCAAUCCUGCUGACAUCAAUAUGAUCCAAGGGACGUACGCCAUCCUCUCCCCGCUGCCGGCUGUGGGAGGCAAUGAAGGUGUCGGGGAGGUGCUGGAGGUCGGGAGUCGUGUGGCAGCUCUGAAACCUGGGGACUGGGUCAUCCCGGCCACCUCCGGACUCGGGACGUGGCGGACGCAGGGGGUGUUCCCUGAGCGGAUGCUGCUGAAGGUGCCCAGUGACAUCCCGGUGCUGAGCGCCGCCACCCUGAGCGUCAACCCCUGCACAGCGUACCGCAUGCUGGCUGACUUCGAGACCCUGGCGCCAGGUGACUCCGUCAUCCAGAACGCUGCCAACAGCGGCGUGGGGCAGGCUGUUAUCCAGAUUGCCAAAGCCUCUGGCAUCAAGACCGUCAACGUGGUGAGGGACAGGCCUGAUCUCCCAAAGCUGGUGGAGAGGCUGACGGCCCUGGGUGCCGACCAUGUUGUCACAGAGGAGAUGCUGAGAAAGCCAGAAAUGAAAGAUAUAUUUAAGAGCAUCCCAAAGCCCCGGCUCGCCCUGAACUGCGUCGGAGGCAAAAGCACGACGGAGAUGCUGCGGCAUCUGCAGCCCAAAGGCACCAUGGUCACCUACGGUGGGAUGGCAAAGCAGCCUGUGAUGGUGCCUGUGCAGGGAAAUAGCCCCAUAGAGGCAGAGCAUGGAACCCAGCAUCUCCUCUGGGCUCUCCCAUCCCUCUCCCCGCAGAGCGCCUUCAUCUUCCGGGACGUGCGGCUCCGCGGCUUCUGGAUGACGCAGUGGAGGAAGGACCAUGAGCAGGACCAGCAGAGCGUGGCCACCAUGAUGGAUGCCCUGUGCCAGCUCAUCCGCAGGGGCCACCUCACCGCACCCACCUGCACCCAGGUCCCUCUCCAGGACUACAGGGAGGCUCUGGAAGCUGCCAUGAAGCCCUUCACGUCCUCAAAGCAGAUCCUCCUCCUCUGAGCUGCAGCUCGGUGCUGCUCCCCACAGCCACGCUUCCCCUUGCUGCCUCGGAGGGGCUCAGAGAUGGGGGGGGGAAAACCUCCAGAUCUGUUGAUUUUUGUCUAUUUUCACACUUUGAGGAGCCUAUUUGAAGGUUUAAAGCCCUGUGCAGCUCCGCACGGCUGGCAGCGUGCACCGCUGAUGUGCAGGGAGCCUGCAUCUCGCUUUACCUGGGGGAGCUUGCCUGCAGGAGGAUGCUCAGGGAGCGCAGGGGCUGCAUUGGCUCAGCUCAGGGAGGCAGGAGAGCAGCGGCUCUCCCUCACACGAGUGUUUUGGGGCUGCUUCCUGCCUGUGUUAGUGGUGCCAGUGUGGUUCUGCUGUUUGCACUGUCCCCAUAGGUGAUUUUUGGGUGCUUUCGGGUCACUUUGCAGGGUAUUGCAGGGCCUUUCUCCCAGCUGCAUUCGCUACUGCGGCCCCUGAGCCACCUCCAUGUGCCCCCUCCCAAUGCAGCAGCCAAGAGCCCAUGGUUUGGGGGCAUUCCCUCCACUGAAACGCAGGGAAAACCCAGGUUUUUCUCCCUUUUAACAUGGUUUUUCCCCACCCGGCCCAUGCUGUGCUGCAGGACGGGGGCAGGGGAUGCUUAUGAAGGCCUGAGCACAAGGGGGUUUUCCAGCCUUUGGCAACACUUGAUCCCAAACCCGACCUCAAACAGCAAAGAAAGGGGAGGGGAAAGCUCAAGUUACCCAUGGGCAGGAGCACUGAGAAC